AUGUCAGAAAAGUUCAUUUCAAAAAAACAUAACUUUGAAAACAAAGCAAAAUCUUAGAAUUAAAAAGCAAGAUUUCUAAAUGAUAAGGAAGAAAGUGAACAUCCUCCUCAAAUGAGAAAUGCAUAACGGUUUUUGUAAUUUCAUUUCAUUAUCAAGAAAGUCGAAAACCAAAAGCUACUUAGGAGAUGAUUGUUAUUCCUUAACCAUCUAUUCAGUAUGCUUAACCAGUAAUAAAUUUUUAAUAUUAUUUAGUAUGUUCCAAAACCAAUUCCUAUACCUGAAGCAAUCAAAUAAAUAGAUAAGAAAAUUCAAGCUUAUCGUAAAGUAAUGGAGAGGGAAAGAUAAGAGAAAUUAUAACGUGAAAAAUAAGAAUUAUAAAAAUUAUAUGAAAAUGAAGAAGAUCAUAAAAAAGAAAUAGAUUUUAUGACAAAUCCUCAAAUUAUUAAUUAAUAAGAAGAAGAGCCUUCUUAAUAAGAAGAAGAUAAUUAAGAAUUGUUGUCUGAAGAACCAAGAGUUCAAGAUUAAUAAAAUAUAACAGUGAGUGAGAAGACUUCGUAUUCUGAAUAAGUGAAAAAGAGAGAAUAGAUUUAUGACCAUACACUUCAAAGGAUGUAUGAAAAAAGAUAAAAUCCAGUAUUAUUUGCAGUAAUAUGAUAUAAUCUAUAAAGAGAAAUUUAAAAAGAAGCCUCCAAUUUUAAAUAUUACAACAAAAAAUAAAAUAUAAAAGGGGAAUGGAAGAAUGGAUCCUGAAGAACAUAAAUUAAGAGUAUAUAAUAGAGAGAAUGUUCCAACAAUACCAGAUUUGAUAAUUCCAUCAUUUACUAUAAAGAAGGAUUAAAUGGCUAAAAAUAUAUUGGCAUAUUUAGUAAAAAAUUAAAUAAUUAAUUUAAUUUAGAAAGAAUAUACUCCAUUAUUUCGUGGAUAUAAGAAUUAUGAAUAUCCAAAAUGUGUUUAAAAUAUCCUUUAAGAAGAGAUUGACUCACUUCCGAAAUAAUGA
Molecule: messenger RNA, 997 nt
Organism: Paramecium pentaurelia
Lineage: Eukaryota; Ciliophora; Oligohymenophorea; Peniculida; Parameciidae
Source: the annotation of a GenBank genome assembly